AUGUCUCGAAGGAAGAUUUCGUCGGAGUCCUUCAGCUCCUUGGGCUCCGACUACCUGGAGACGAGCCCCGAGGAGGAGGGGGAGUGCCCCUUGUCUAGGCUCUGCUGGAACGGCAGCCGGAGCCCGCCCGGGCCGCCCGAGCCCAGCGCGGCGGCCGCCGCCGGCCCGACCCCGGCAGCCGCCGCCGCCCCGACCCCGGCAGCCGCCGCCGCCACCGCCGCCACGGCUGGGGCCAGGAGAGCGCAGCGCCGGAGGCGGGUCAACCUGGACUCUCUGGGAGAGAGCAUCAGCCGCCUGACGGCGCCCUCGCCCCAGAUGAUACAGCAAACUCUCAAGAGGACAUUGCAGUAUUAUGAGCACCAAUUUACUGGUUAUAGGGAUGUAGAAAAGAAUUUCUACAAUAUUUCUAACAGAUGCUCCUAUGCAGACCAUUCCAACAAAGAAGACAUUGAAGAUGUCUCAGGAAUUCUUCAGUGUACUGCUAACGUACUCGGUUUGAAGUUUGAGGAAAUUCAAGAAAGAUUUGGUGAGGAGUUCUUUAAUAUAUGCUUUGAUGAGAAUGAGAGAGUCCUUCGAGCUGUAGGUGGCACGUUGCAGGACUUUUUUAAUGGCUUUGAUGCUUUGUUGGAACACAUUAGAACUUCUUUUGGAAAACAGGCCACUCUGGAGUCACCAUCAUUCCUAUGCAAAGAGCUCCCUGAAGGUAAUCUUAUGCUCCACUACUUCCACCCUCACCACAUUGUGGGGUUUGCAAUGCUUGGAAUGAUUAAGGCUGCAGGAAAGAAAAUCUAUCAGCUGGAUGUAGAAGUGGACCAGGUUGCAAAUGAGAAACUGUGCUCUGAUGGUUCAAACCCAGGCAAUUGUAGUGGUCUUACUUUCCUUAUCAAACAAUGUGAAAAUACUAGUAUCACGAAGAACCUUCCACAGGGAACCUCCCAAGUUCCUGCGGACCUCAGAAUUAGCAUCAACACCUUCUGCAGAGCCUUCCCUUUCCAUUUGAUGUUUGACCCCCACAUGACAGUCCUUCAGCUGGGGGAAGGCCUAAGGAAGCAGCUGCGAUGUGACACUCACAAAGUGCUCAGGUUUGAGGACUGCUUCGAGAUUGUUUCUCCAAAGGUUAAUGCCACCUUCGAAAGGGUUCUGCUGCGACUGUCCACGCCAUUUGUGAUUAGGACCAAGCCUGAGGCUUCUGGCACUGAGAAUAAAGACAAGGUGAUGGAAGUUAAAGGACAAAUGAUCCAUGUCUCAGAAUCAAAUUCUAUUUUAUUCUUGGGUUCUCCAUGUGUGGACAAGUUGGAUGAACUCAUGGGACGAGGGCUGCAUCUCUCGGACAUCCCUAUCCAUGAUGCUACCCGAGAUGUAAUUUUGGUUGGUGAGCAGGCAAAGGCCCAAGAUGGCUUGAAGAAGAGGAUGGAUAAAUUAAAAGCAACUUUAGAAAGAACUCACCAGGCCCUAGAAGAAGAGAAAAAAAAAACAGUGGAUCUUCUAUAUUCUAUUUUCCCUGGUGAUGUAGCCCAGCAAUUGUGGCAAGGGCAGCAAGUGCAAGCCAGAAAGUUUGAUGAUGUCACCAUGCUCUUUUCAGACAUUGUUGGCUUCACAGCCAUAUGUGCCCAGUGUACCCCCAUGCAAGUAAUCAGCAUGCUGAAUGAACUGUACACAAGAUUUGACCACCAAUGUGGAUUUUUGGAUAUUUAUAAGGUGGAAACAAUAGGUGAUGCAUACUGUGUUGCUGCAGGGCUCCACAGAAAAAGCCUCUGCCAUGCUAAACCCAUUGCUCUGAUGGCCCUGAAGAUGAUGGAACUUUCUGAAGAGGUGCUGACACCUGAUGGAAGACCAAUUCAGGUAAGCCUCUCAAUAGUUUGGUUUGAGUAUCCAUUCUCUAUAAUGACUAUCCCUGACCUCAAUGGCUCACAAACUAGCCUGGGACCUCAGCAGAUGAGAAUAGGCAUUCACUCAGGCUCUGUGCUGGCUGGAGUUGUUGGGGUAAGAAUGCCACGAUAUUGCCUGUUUGGAAAUAAUGUCACUCUGGCAAGCAAAUUCGAAUCGGGAAGUCACCCUCGACGCAUCAAUGUCAGCCCAACCACUUACCAAUUAUUAAAACGAGAAGAAAGUUUCACAUUCAUUCCUCGGUCCCGUGAAGAGCUUCCAGACAACUUUCCAAAGGAAAUCUCUGGGGUCUGCUACUUCCUGGAGGUAAGAACUGGUCCUAAGCAGCCAAAGCCUUCUCUUUCUUCAUCGAGAAUAAAAAAAGUUUCCUACAACAUUGGCACAAUGUUCCUCCGGGAGACAAGCCUCUGAGACCUGCUACAGAUCAAAGACUCCUCCAAAAAGCACAAGCCCAGAACAUGGAUCAUGACAGGAGAAUGGAAAGAUUGUUUAUCUUUCACUGCUUUGUGGAGAAAAAGCAGUGGAAUUUCUGUUAUGUCAGGCAAUAAUUCUAGAAAAAGGAGGGUGAUGACUGUCAAUAAAAAACUGGAGGGCAAAGGGGAAAUAAGAUGUAUUCAUUCUUAUGAGUGUUUUUGGUCAUAUAUAUAUUAUGUAUAAUAUAUAUAUGUAUUCUAAUUAAUUAAAAGU
Lagenorhynchus albirostris (white-beaked dolphin) is the source of this 2574-nucleotide messenger RNA. RefSeq names its product guanylate cyclase 1 soluble subunit alpha 2 (gene GUCY1A2). Gene Ontology annotation, biological process: cGMP biosynthetic process; response to oxygen levels. Gene Ontology annotation, cellular component: guanylate cyclase complex, soluble. The coding region runs from base 1 to 2298 and encodes 765 amino acids. Lineage: Eukaryota; Metazoa; Chordata; Mammalia; Artiodactyla; Delphinidae. The transcript has 11 exons. Gene Ontology annotation, molecular function: guanylate cyclase activity; heme binding. The record is from RefSeq and is a predicted model, not a curated record.